GCGCCGUUCUGGCAGCCGUCUCGGUGGCGAGGUGUGUCGUCAUCAGCGAGCGCCCCAAGCGCUGGGCGGCGACGGGCAGCCCCGGUGGCAGUUUCUUCUCCUUCCAGAGCUUUGAUGCACACAAUCGAUUUGUGAGAAGAAAAAAAAUAAUAAAAAAUGACAACUCAGUAUAGUAUUCUCUUCAAGCAAGAACAAGCGCACGACGAUGCAAUUUGGUCAGUUGCUUGGGGCAAAAACAGGAACGACGGCUCGGAGACCGUAAUCUCAGGCUCUCUGGAUGACCUGGUGAAAGUCUGGAAAUGGAAUGAGGAGAAGCUGGACCUCAAGUGGACUUUAGAAGGUCAUCAGCUGGGUGUCGUUUCAGUGGACAUUAGUCACACAGGCACAGUUGCUGCGUCCAGCUCAUUAGAUGCUCACAUCCGCAUUUGGGACUUGGACACUGGCAAACAGAUCAAGUCAAUAGAUGCUGGGCCAGUUGAUGCUUGGUCGCUGGCUUUUUCUCCCGACUCCCAGUAUGUGGCAACUGGAAGCCACAUCGGAAAAGUCAACAUAUUUGGCGUUGAGACUGGAAAAAAAGAAUAUUCCUUGGACACUCGAGGGAAAUUCAUCCUAAGCAUCGCCUAUAGUCCAGAUGGAAAAUAUCUCGCCAGCGGAGCUAUCGAUGGGAUUAUCAAUAUUUUUGAUAUUGCAACUGGGAAACUUCUCCACACGCUGGAAGGUCACGCCAUGCCUAUCCGUUCCCUGACGUUUUCUCCAGACUCUCAGUUACUUGUGACUGCGUCAGAUGAUGGCUACAUCAAGAUAUACGAUGUACAGCAUGCCAACUUGGCAGGCACUCUGAGCGGCCACGGUUCUUGGGUAUUAAAUGUAGCCUUUUGCCCUGAUGAUACCCAUUUUGUUUCCAGCUCAUCAGACAAAACGGUCAAAGUUUGGGACGUGCCUUCUAGGACCUGCGUCCACACCUUCUUUGACCAUCAAGACCAGGUCUGGGGCGUGCAGUACAACGGGAACGGCUCAAAAAUUGUCUCUGUUGGGGACGAUCAAGAAAUACACGUUUAUGAUUGUCCUGUGUAAAAAGAUUUCUGCUUGCGAGAGCUAUUGAGACUUAACAAUAUUGCAUUCCAAAGUGGUGUAAACCUCUCUACAGCAUUUGCCCGUCGAUGACCUCACAAAGCUAAGCAGUAUCGGGCUCCGUUCCUGUGUGUGAAGGACUGCUCCAAACUUUUUGUGAGGUUCCCCACAGAAAUAAUCACACAAUUUCCAUCCAGAGUAACCAUGAAGAGUUUUCACACCAAAAAAAUGGUCCUGAUAUUUUAUUUGAUAAAAUAUCUAUUAAAUAAUCUAAACAGU
Messenger RNA from Crotalus tigris (Tiger rattlesnake), 1350 nucleotides. RefSeq names its product WD repeat domain 61 (gene SKIC8). Gene Ontology annotation, cellular component: Cdc73/Paf1 complex. The transcript is spliced from 12 exons. Gene Ontology annotation, molecular function: protein binding. The record is from RefSeq and is a predicted model, not a curated record. The coding region runs from base 157 to 1074 and encodes 305 amino acids. Lineage: Eukaryota; Metazoa; Chordata; Lepidosauria; Squamata; Viperidae.